Messenger RNA from Quercus robur (English oak), 1194 nucleotides. RefSeq names its product beta carbonic anhydrase 1, chloroplastic. The record is from RefSeq and is a predicted model, not a curated record. Lineage: Eukaryota; Viridiplantae; Streptophyta; Magnoliopsida; Fagales; Fagaceae. Gene Ontology annotation, biological process: carbon utilization. Gene Ontology annotation, molecular function: carbonate dehydratase activity; zinc ion binding. The coding region runs from base 27 to 1031 and encodes 334 amino acids. The transcript is spliced from 10 exons.
UAACGAACACGAGGGUGUAGUGCACAAUGUCGACGGCUUCAAUCAACGGGUGGUGCAUUUCAUCUAUCUCUCCUGCUUCCCAAUCUUCUCUUAUCAAGAAAGCUACAUUACGUCCAUCUGUCUUUGCUAGGCUUAACUCUUCUCCCUCUCCUCCCUCCCUCAUCCAAAACAAGCCUGUUUUCGCUGCCCCUGCUCCCAUCAUCACCCCUACUUGGAGAGAAGACAUGGGGAAGGACUCGUACGAGGAAGCUAUUGAUGGUCUCAAGAAACUUCUCAGUGAGAAAGGAGAGCUGAAAGCUGCUGCAGCUGCAAAAGUGGAGCAGAUAACAGCAGAGUUACAAACACCAAAUUCUAAUGGCGCGUUUAACCCAGUUGAGAGGAUCAAAACUGGUUUCGUUCACUUCAAAAAAGAGAAAUAUGAUAAGAACCCUGCUUUGUAUGGUGAACUGGCCAAAGGCCAAAGCCCCAAGUUUAUGGUGUUUGCAUGCUCGGACUCCCGGGUUUGUCCAUCACAUGUGCUUGAUUUCCAACCAGGAGAGGCUUUUAUGGUCCGAAAUGUUGCUAACUUGGUUCCACCAUAUGAUAAGACUAAAUAUGCUGGAGUUGGUGCUGCAGUUGAAUACGCAGUUUUGCAUCUCAAGGUGGAAUACAUUGUGGUGAUUGGACACAGUGCAUGUGGUGGAAUUAAGGGGCUUCUUUCCUUUCCCUUCGAUGGAACCAGCACUACUGACUUUAUUGAAGACUGGGUCAAAAUUGCUUUGCCUGCCAAGAACAAGGUGAAAUCAGAAUUCGCUGGUGCUUCUGUCCCAGAACUAUGUGGACAUUGUGAAAAGGAGGCGGUGAAUGUGUCACUUGGAAACCUGCUGUCCUAUCCAUUUGUAAGAGAAGGCUUGGUGAACAAGACCCUAGGAUUGAAGGGUGGUUAUUAUGACUUUGUUAAAGGAACCUUUGAGCUUUGGGGGCUUGAGUUUGGACUGAAUCCUUCUUUCUCCGUAAAAGACGUGGCCACGAUUCUGCAUUGGAAGCUCUAGGACACGCUUAGAGGCCAUUCAUUCCUGCAAAGAUGAGGCUCUUCUUCAUAUGUAUAUGAUAAAUUGAGCUGGUUUAUGUAGACUAAGCCUCUUUUAUUUAGUCUCCUGAGACUGAAUUUCAUUGUUCAUCUCAACUUCCUUGACAUAUACCCAACUUCUUUAA